Apaloderma vittatum (bar-tailed trogon) is the source of this 2109-nucleotide messenger RNA. It is a transcript of the gene RANBP9, whose product is annotated as RAN binding protein 9. Lineage: Eukaryota; Metazoa; Chordata; Aves; Trogoniformes; Trogonidae. The record is from RefSeq and is a predicted model, not a curated record. Gene Ontology annotation, biological process: cell surface receptor signaling pathway; cytoskeleton organization. The transcript has 10 exons. Gene Ontology annotation, cellular component: cytoplasm. Gene Ontology annotation, molecular function: protein binding. The coding region runs from base 115 to 1281 and encodes 388 amino acids.
GCUUUCACAGAUUUACCGCCAAACUUGUACCCUACAGUAGGGCUUCAAACACCAGGAGAGGUUGUGGAUGCUAAUUUUGGACAACACCCGUUUGUAUUUGAUAUUGAAGACUAUAUGCGAGAGUGGAGAACCAAAAUUCAAGCGCAGAUUGACAGAUUUCCAAUAGGAGAUCGGGAAGGAGAGUGGCAAACAAUGAUUCAGAAAAUGGUAUCAUCUUACUUAGUUCACCAUGGAUACUGUGCAACAGCAGAGGCAUUCGCCAGAUCCACAGACCAGACUGUGCUAGAAGAAUUAGCUUCCAUUAAAAAUAGACAAAGAAUUCAGAAAUUGGUUUUAGCAGGAAGAAUGGGAGAAGCCAUUGAAACAACACAACAGUUGUAUCCAAGUUUACUAGAAAGAAAUCCUAAUCUCUUAUUUGCAUUAAAGGUGCGCCAGUUUAUAGAGAUGGUGAAUGGUACAGACAGCGAAGUGCGGUGUUUGGGAGGCCACAGCCCAAAAUCUCAAGACAGUUACCCUGUUAGCCCCCGGUCCUUCAGUAGUCCUAGCAUGAGUCCCAGCCAUGGAAUGAAUAUUCACAAUUUGGCAGCAGGCAAAGGGAGCAGCACGCACUUUUCUGGGUUUGAAAGUAGUUGCAGUAAUGGAGUAAUAUCAAAUAAAGCGCAUCAGUCUUACUGUCACAGUAAACACAUGGCCACCAGCUUGAAUGUACCAGAGCUCAACAACAUAAAUGUAUCAAGAUCACAGCAGGUUAACAGCUAUCCCAGCAAUGAUGUAGACAUGGAAACAGAUCACUACUCCAAUGGGGUUGCUGAGACUUCAUCCAAUGGCUUCCUAAAUGGUAGUUCUAAACAUGAUCACGAAAUGGAAGAAUGUGACACAGAAAUGGAAGUAGAUUCAAGUCAGUUAAGGCGUCAGCUCUGUGGCGGCAGCCAAGCGGCCAUUGAAAGAAUGAUCCAUUUUGGAAGAGAAUUGCAAGCAAUGAGCGAGCAGCUGAGAAGAGAAUGUGGCAAGAACACAGCGAAUAAGAAAAUGCUCAAGGACGCGUUCAGUUUACUUGCUUAUUCCGAUCCCUGGAGCAGCCCCGUUGGAAAUCAGCUUGACCCAAUACAAAGAGAACCCGUGUGCUCUGUGCUCAAUAGUGCAAUACUCGAGACUCACAAUCUGCCAAAGCAACCACCGCUUGCCCUGGCCAUGGGACAGGCGUCGCAGUGUUUAGGACUGAUGGCUCGAUCGGGGAUCGGAUCCUGCGCGUUCGCCACAGUGGAAGACUACCUCCACUAGCUAUGCAUUCGGAGAGCUGCAAGGUGGUGUGCCAUGUUCCGCACGGAACGCAGACCAGCUCUGCUGACUGGAAUUUGGAAUUUUAAUUAUGUACUAAGGACAAGUCUGUCGCUUUAUGUUGCUUCCUAGUUUACAGCAUGAUGCAAAUGAUUUCUAACUUAGUGUUAGGAGAGAAUUUCCAUCUUGAAACCUCUUAGACAACUAAGAGACGAAAGUGUCACUGAUAAUGUCAGACAUCUGAAUUGACAAGUACCAAUCCUUUAAACGAUUGUCCGAAACAAACCAAAAAUCCUGCUGCCUUGUGGUGGGACGGGAGAGCAGAACUAACCAUGGAUGUAUCAGCAUGCGGGUGAUGUAAAUGUCAAGCAGGAUGACUUUGCCAACCUCCACCCCCAUUGUUACAUAGUUCAAUCAGUGUAAUUUGCAAAAUGCAUCAUAAACACCUGAUGGUUUGGAUAUAUAGUGUUGAUGGGAAGAAAUGAUAUUUUUUAAUGUGUACUGUAAAACUUGAAUUACUCAGGAGCUGAGUGAAUCUGUUUGUUGCUACUUACAAUCCCAACCUGUUGAUCUUAGUAGUUUUUUUGUUUUAACAUGGUCUUUUCAACUUUGUUUCCUUGUUUAACUACAGACAGCUUCUGUUGUGUAGACUCACCAGUUUAACUGUUGUAUUAUAACAGUAUUACAUGUCAACACAGUGUGGUUAUGACCUAUUUAUAUAAAAACCAAAUAUUUAGUCAAUUUACAGUCUUAAUUUAAUCUUUGUACACCUUGCAUUUUUAAAAGUGCUUAAAUAGUACUAUAUUGCAAUAAAAUGUAGUGAUAUCAUAA